CAGUUGUCUGCUACGAUCAGCUGUUUCGUGUUUACAAGUGGUCACGGUGGAGCCCAUGUGGAGAGAACCAGACACUAUAUGGAGAUGAAGAGGUGGAAGAACACCUUUAAAUUAUCCACAUAGGAUGGUGGGAGUGCGGGCGCCGGAGCGUCUUGAGGCCGGGGCUCUGUGUGCAUGGCUGCGGGCAUUGAACACAGCCGUUGGGCGUGGGGAAGGGGUUCAUGCCCCCCUGAGGGCGCCCCCUGCACUGCUGACGGCGGCGCUGUGCCAGGGAGCAACGGGACUGAGGGAGGCGGCGGUGGCGCGGCUGGCGGUGGCCGCUGUUACGGCCGGGGUCAGUCGCCUGGAGGUGCACCUCGAACACCCAACACUCAUACGGGCGGUGCUGGAGGCGCUGGACGCCCAUCCCGCCCACGUCACCUCCCUCACACUCACACUGGGGCCGCGAACUGCCCUCGGUGGCUUGCUGUGUGAGGCGCUAAGGGGCAUGACCAUCCUCACCUCUCUCACCCUAACGCCCGCCGCCACCGACGCCCACCUGACAGCCUUGGCGGACGCCGCUCCACCACUGGACACCCUGGACGUGUCCUAUUGCCCCGCUGUUACCGACAAGGGUGUGCGGGCCUUGCUGGGCCUGACGGGAGACGCCCGCACCAUGAGGGAGGUGAUGGAGGGCGGUGGGGAGAGCGUGAAGCAGAAGCCCGCCACCACCAUCCACACCGUUAACUUGUGGGACACGGGAGUGACGACCCGAGGUUGUGUUCACCUGCUCUCCUCCUGCGCCAACCUCUCCGCCCUCACCUGUCGCUGGUCAGGCGAGGCGCUGGACCUGGUGGUGCGGGGCGGACGUUCUGCGCCGCUGGCCCUCUCUCAGCUACUACUGGCAGAGGUGCCAUUACCGCCACUGCCCCCAGUGGCUUCCCUCUGCCCCCAGUUGACCUCCCUGGUGGCUCGUCGACCCACGGAAAUCCUCAGUGUGGGGCAGGUGGUGGAGGCGGUGCCUUCACUCACGGCCCUCACGCUGGUGCAGUUCGUGCCGGUGAGGGAGAACUGGCUGCCCUCCUCUCCCGUGCCCUGUCUCACCUACCUACACCUGUCGCUGCUCGACCCCCGCCCUCUACAGCUGGCCAACCUCGCCCACACCUGCCCCGCCCUCACCCACCUCUACCUAGAAGGCGUCACGCCCACACUCCCCGAACCGCCGCCGCCUACGCCCACCUCGAAAUUGGAGAGUCUACGUAUAAUGACGCCGCCCACCAUGAGCCACGAGAUAGACCCUCUGGUGGUGGUGUGGGCGGUGGUGUGGGCGAGUGGAGCCUCCAGCCUCGACCUGGGCUCCUGUAAACACCUCACCGACGAGCAUCUGACUCAGGCGCUGUCCCAGGGCGCUCUAACACAGGUUGAGGAUCUCAGACUGUCAGGAGCAGCCCAGGUCACCGAUUCUAGCAUAGAUGACCUGGUGACCUCCUGCCCUUACCUGCGUCGCCUCGCCCUCAAGAUGCUGCCCAAGGACCGCCUCGCCCAGUUGGAGUCCCUCAAGCUCAAGUACAGACAUGAGAACCUCGACCUUGAACUGAUUACCUAUGGCUGGAAGUUUUAAAAUGGUUUAAGAAAGAAAAGUUCGACCUUGAAUUCACUACCUAUGGUUAAAAUUCCAACUAUAGGAGAACUUCGACACUGAACUCACUGCCUAUGGCUGGAAGUUCUAAGAGGCGUAUACAGACGACUAUUGUGGAUGUUUUCCUAUAAAGGCCUUUGAUAUAUGUCCUAUAGAUUUAUCUUUCUGAAGUCCUUCAAGUAGUCGAGAUGGAGACAGUGAGUUCUUGAGAUGCUUCCAGGAAAUAUUUGUGAACGUUUGUCGGCUUGAGGAGAAUCUUUGUGGGUUCACUUGAAGAUUAGUCAAAGCAGGUUAUUCCUCUUCAUGAUAUAACACCCUAUACCUAAUCUAACUUAACCUAACUUAACCUAAUUUAAUCUAAUCUAACCUAAUUUUACAUAUCCUAAUAUAGUCUAAUCUUUCAUUUCCAAAUGUAGCGUAAUUUAACCUAUUCUAUUCUAACCUAACAUAACCUAACCUAACCAAACGCUUGCUAAACCUCGCCUGAUCUAAACUGAAGCUCGCUUAAUCCCCCCAGGUAGCGUUAGGGUGGUUAAUCAUCAGGUGGAAUAAGCUGGGGGGGGGGGUUACUCUCCAGGUGAUCCGAUUAUUGGAUUGUUCAUUAAUUUAGUGCCUGUCAACCUGUUCUGUGUUCCUCACGGGAGAGACAUUAGCAAGUACUGAAGAUUUCUUAAUGGAAGACGUGAGUUUGGAUUAUUAGUGAUGUAUAUUUUUUAUAACGCGAGAAGAUAUUGUGUGUGGAUGACAGUGGUAGUGAAUUAGUGGCAAAAUUAUCGUUUCGGUCAUGCACCUAUUUGGAAGUCGUUCAAAACAUAUCAAAAUCCAUCUGAAAAAACAUAACUUCAACGUAACCUAAUCUAACCUAACCUAACGUAACGUAACCUAAACUUAGGAUCCUAAAAUUCGCUGCAUGACCGAAGCCAUAAAAACACCGAAUUAACAUCUCUAGACUAUUAUGACACGUACAAUUGUGGCCACGUCCUAGGAGAUCCCCGUACUAGUGAGGGACGACACGCACAACUGUGGCCACGACCUAGGAACUCCCCGUACUAGUGAGGGACGACACGCACAACUGUGGCCACGACCUACGAGCUCCCCGUACUAGUGAGUGACGACACGCACAACUGUGGCCACGACCUACGAGCUCCCCUUACUAGUGAGGGAGGACACUCACAACUGUGUCCACGAGGAGGGAAGUUCUCCUUAUAUGAGUCAAAACAGUAAGGUUCUGUAAAUCUGACCCCAUACUAGUUGUCAGCUGGGGAGUGAGGUGACUCUCGUGUGUGUGUUAGUGUGAGUUCUCUUUUGUGUGUGUGUGUUUCUUUUUUAUUUGUCUAAGUUUCUGUUGCUUUUAUUUUUGUUUUGUGUGUGUGUGUGUGUGUGUUUUGUGACUGUGUGUAUAUUUUGUUGUGUUAGUGUGUGUAUGUAUGUGCGCGCGUGUGUGGGGAGUGGUCCCAGCACAACCAUAUCAUUGAUUGAUUGAUUACCUGAGAACUAGUGACGUCAGGGCAAGGUCACUGACACUCACUCCCCCACACGAACACAACUCUCAUAUAACAAGUGAUACCAGACUCUUCUUACCUCGAGAAAGUCAGAUUUACUCCCCAUGAUGUCAGUUUCUUCUCCUACUUUAUAAAGACUCUCAGGAUCACAUGAAGACUAGAAACCUCUGCUCAUUUCACCUGACUAAUCACCUGAUUAGCUUUAUUGUAAACUUUCAUACUUUCUUUAUGUGUUUUAUUCUCAUGUAAACAAUUUUCUUAAAUAUAUUGAAUAAAAAAGUAUUUAUGA
Homarus americanus (American lobster) is the source of this 3409-nucleotide messenger RNA. RefSeq lists its product as uncharacterized. The transcript has 3 exons. Gene Ontology annotation, cellular component: SCF ubiquitin ligase complex. Gene Ontology annotation, biological process: SCF-dependent proteasomal ubiquitin-dependent protein catabolic process. The record is from RefSeq and is a predicted model, not a curated record. Lineage: Eukaryota; Metazoa; Arthropoda; Malacostraca; Decapoda; Nephropidae. Bases 125 to 1600 code for a protein of 491 amino acids.